UUGAGGGUAUAUGGUUCCUGUAGUAAUGAAUUAGUCCCACAAGAUGAUGCUGUUUUACUAUUGCCAGUGUUUGACAAGUUCCCGAAUGUGUGGGCAGCACAUGGGUAGGAGUCUAAACAUAGACAUAACACAAAUGUGAUCUUGAAACAAACAAAACAAAGUGAAGGUCAUUCCUUAACAGUGUAGAUAAAAUUAAAGUGAAAAAUGCCCAGGCUAAUGCUUUUUGAAGGUAACAGUCUGUCUGUCUAUCUAUCUAUCUAUCUUGAAGUUUAAUUAUGAAAUAUUGUACGUGAAUAAGGGCUCCUUUUUUAUUUUGGUAGUUUCAACUUUUCCUCUCCUUUGUCUCAACGCUCUUUGUUUCAGGCAGCAUAUUUGUAGUAACACCCAUUCCCUGACAAUUAAACGCCCAACCAGGAAUACUGGUUUUACAGUGAGAGUAGACCACAUAGCUAUAACAUUCUGUCACACACAGCGUCAGUCACACAGUUUCACUGAAGCUGUUAACUUCAGGAACUCAUCUUCUCUGUGGAUAUCUCGUUCUCCUCACUUUUUGUCGGGUCUUUUCUUUAGCUGUUGAUCUCAGCACGGUUUAUUAAGAGAUUAACACACUGCUGCUGAGCUAAAUCACCUGUGUAUUUUAAUUUUGCUGUCAUAUCUGCUGGACAUCUUUUUUUUUAACUCCUGGUAGAAAUGUCCCACCCUAGCACUCUGGAUUUAGACAGAUACAGCAGCAUGGAGAAAUCUCGUCGCUCUACCAGUCGUAACCAGUCCAGGGCCCAGGCCAAGUACGAGGAAGUCCUGUGUGACUUCUGCACAACAAGGAAGCAGAAGGCUGAGAAGUCCUGCUUGGUGUGCCUGGCAUCUUACUGCGAGACCCACCUCCAGUCUCACUAUGAGUACCCUGCCAUGAUGAAGCACAAACUGGUCAAAGCAACGGGUCAGAUGAGAGAGAAGAUCUGUGCACAGCAUGACAAGCUGCUGGAGGCUUUUUGUCGCACCGAUCAGACAUCAGUGUGUGUUCUGUGCAUGAUGGAUGAACACAAACACCACGACAUCGUCCCGGCUGGAACCGAGAGGACUGAGAAACAAAAACAGCUUGGUACCACGCUGUACAAAUCUCAACAGAGGAUUGACCAGAGGAUUAAAAAGUGGCAGGAUCUCCGACAAGCUGUUGAAUCAGUUAAACACUCUGCUCAGACGGUCCUAGAGGAGAAUGAGCGGAUCUUCUCUGAGCUUCUGCUUUCCAUAGAGAGGAAGUACAAUGAAGUCAAGGAGAUGAUCCGCUCCCACGAAAAGACCACUGUGACACAGGCUGAGAUACUGCUCAAUCGCCUGGAGGAAGAGAUCACUCUGCUGAGGAAGAGACACACUGACCUGGAGAAGCUCUCACACACCGAUGAUCACAUACACUUUCUACAGAGCUGGCAGUCUCUGUCAGGCCCCUCAGGGUAUGAAGACCUCAACAACAUCAGUGUCGCUCCCUAUUACUCCUUUGAUGCUACCAAGAGAGCUAUUGCUGCACUGAAAUUAGAAGUAGAAGAAGUCAGCAAGACAGAAAUGAGCAAAAUCUCAGGAACAGUGAAGGAAGUCUACGUCACGCAAGAAGGUGAGACAAAGACAAGAAGAGAAUCAAUUUUGAGGGAAGAACCGAAGACAAGAGAGGAACCAAAGACAAGAGAAGAUUUCCUGAAAUACUCUUGCCAGUUGACCCUGGAGGUCAACAGUAUCCACCGAAACCUUCACCUCUCCGAGGGUAACCGAACAGCUACGAUGAAGAGUGAGCCUAAGAACUACCCUGAUCACCCUGACCGUUUCGACCACUGGCAGCAGGUGUUGUGCAGGGACAGCGUGACUGGGACUCGUUGUUACUGGGAGGUGGACUGGAGGGGAACUGAGAUAGACAUCGCCGUUACCUACAGGGGAAUCCGCCGGAAAGGAAACGGCAAUGAAUGCAGCCUGGGCUGGAACGACAAGUCCUGGAGUCUGUACUGCUCUGAUUCCAAAUUCUCCUUUGUGCACAAUAAUAAGAGCAAAGAUAUUCCAGCGCCAAUGUCAUCUCGUAUUGGCGUCUACCUGGAUUAUGCAGCAGGAAUACUUGCAUUUUACAGUGUCUCGGAUGGCAUGCAGCUUCUGCACAGAGUCCAGACAACAUUCACAGAGCCCCUCUACCCUGCGUUCAGUGUGUGGGGCUUUGGUACUAGUAUAAGACUGUAGGAGAGUUGCCAUAAUGCCAGUAAUUUGCAUCAGAGUUACACAAUAUUCUCAAUAUUGCUGUGAAAUUUGAAACAGGGUGUUUGAUUAAUUCCUGUUUGUUUCACUUUUUGCCAAAAGUUAUUUUUUCCUCAUGUAUGAACUAUUGUAUGUGGGUUUUAAACAAUCCAAUUGAUCUGUUUUUGUUCUAUUGAUCACUGAUUGUUGUUUUGAGGCAAAAUAAUCUGAAGAGCUGAUAUCAAAAUAUGUCAGUUUUAAGUAGGAAAAAUAUGCAAUAGUUGAUUAUAAUGUUAUUUUCUCAAUGUCUUAUAUAUUUUUCUCUAUUACAUUAAAGCAUGUCAUAUUUACAUCACAGGUAAAUAUUAAAUAUGGAUUUGCA
Molecule: messenger RNA, 2590 nt
Organism: Siniperca chuatsi (mandarin fish)
Lineage: Eukaryota; Metazoa; Chordata; Actinopteri; Centrarchiformes; Sinipercidae
Gene: ftr14l
Product: finTRIM family, member 14-like
Exons: 7
Coding region: 691-2214 (507 amino acids)
Molecular function (GO): zinc ion binding; protein binding
Source: RefSeq, a predicted model, not a curated record